AUGCUGAGAGCGUUGGUGAAUCAGCGGCUAACUGCAGCCGUUUUGGAAACAUCAGUUGCGUUGGAAAGAACGAUAGCAGAGUACCAGGAGGAACUUUCUCGAACAAAAGAGCAGAACGAGCGACAACGUCGAUUCCUCGACGCUGUUUUCAAGAUCCCUCAAGUUGUGUUACACACAGCAGAUGUCAGCAAAGAACACCCUCCCCCUGAGCAGCAGGACUGGAGCUUCAGGAUGGAACAGGAGGAGCCACAGCCCCCCCACAUUAAAGAGGAAGAGGAGGGGCCACAGGCUCCUCACAUUAAAGAGGAAGACAAGGAGCCACCACCCCCCUACAUUAAAGAGGAAAAUGAGGAGCCACAGCCCGCCUUCAUUAAGGAGGAAGAGGAGGAUCACCGCAUCAGUCAGGAGGAACAGCAUCUUGAAGGAUUGGAGGAGUUCCCAGUGAUUGGUGCUCCUGUGAAGAGUGAAGAUGGUGAAGACAAAGUUGAAAGCAGUCAGUAA
This is a messenger RNA of Dunckerocampus dactyliophorus (ringed pipefish), 501 nucleotides long. RefSeq names its product involucrin-like. Bases 1 to 501 code for a protein of 166 amino acids. The record is from RefSeq and is a predicted model, not a curated record. Lineage: Eukaryota; Metazoa; Chordata; Actinopteri; Syngnathiformes; Syngnathidae. The transcript has 3 exons.